Messenger RNA from Debaryomyces fabryi, 1191 nucleotides. Its product is annotated as asparaginase. The record is from RefSeq and is a predicted model, not a curated record. Gene Ontology annotation, molecular function: asparaginase activity. NCBI's taxonomy places the organism in Eukaryota, Fungi, Ascomycota, Pichiomycetes, Serinales, Debaryomycetaceae. The coding region runs from base 1 to 1191 and encodes 396 amino acids. The transcript has a single exon.
AUGACGACCCAGAAGUCAUCAGAGAUUCCAAAAACUGCCGAGGAUGCUAACUACGAAAUUGACGUUCAGGAAGAUAGUGAUCACCCUAUCUUUAAAAUUAAGUACAGAUCCAACUCCGUAAUUAGUAUCGGAGCUCUUUCAGAUGGAUCCAGUUACGAGAACUUGCCAACUGUCAAGGUUCUAGGAACCGGGGGUACUAUUGCAUCGAAAGGUACGUCCUCGCAUCAAACUGCGGGCUACGAAGUGGAUUUGACUAUUGAAGAUCUUAUUCAGAGUAUCCCAGACUUAUCGACUACUUGUAAUUUGCAAUAUGAACAAGUCUUGAAUCUUGAUUCCAAAGAUAUUGGAACAUCUGAAUUAUUAACGUUAUACCAAAAAAUCCAGGAAGAUUUGCCUAAGUACGAUGGUAUAGUCAUUACUCACGGUACUGAUACUAUGGAAGAAACCUCAUUUUUCUUGCAAUCAACGUUACGUACAAGUAAGCCAAUUGUGAUGUGUGGUUCUAUGCGUCCCUCUACUGCCAUUUCUUCGGAUGGUCCUAUGAACUUGUAUCAAGCAAUUGUUAUUGCGGCUCAUAGAGACUCUAGAGGUAGAGGAGUGUUAGUUGCACUUAAUGAUAGAAUCGGAGCAGGUUUCUAUAUCACCAAAUCUAAUGCUAAUUCGUUGGAUACCUUCAAAUCAAUCGGUCAAGGAUAUGUAGGAAGUUUCGUGAAUAAUGAAGUCCAUUACUUUUUCCCUGCUGCUAGGCCUCUAGGCAUAACGUAUUUUAAGCUAUCGAAUCCUUCUGUGUUGGCUGAUUUACCAGAGGUGCCAAUCAUUUUUGCUCAUCAGGGUUUGAAUAAUAAAAUCAUAGAGCUUACAAUCAAAGAAUUAGGUGCAAAAGGGUUGGUGUUUGCUACUAUGGGUGCAGGAUCAAUGGCAAAGGGAACAAAUGAAUUUGUUUGCAAACUAUCGAAACAGUAUAGCAAUAUACCAAUUAUCUAUUCCAAAAGAUCUAUGGAUGGUAUGGUACCAGUGGGAUCAUUACCAAAGAUUUCUGAUGAAACAGGAAAACCAAUCGACUACAACAACGCCAUUGCUAGUGGAUAUUUAAACCCUCAAAAAUCAAGAAUUUUGUUACAGUUAUGUCUCAGUGAUGGUAUGGAAAUUAAUGAGAUUAAGAGGAUCUUCAAGGGAGUAUACGGUGGUUGA